GUGCAGCGGCUGAUGGGCUCGAAGACCAGCCUCGACAGGGAGGAAGACGUCGGCUCUGGGAGUGGCGACGAGGAAAUUGCCAUGGCCAGGUUUGCAGAGAUACAGAGACAGAACAACGAGGCCUACAGGGAGGCGAAGGAGGCCGAGAGGGCGAAAAAGGCCAAGGCUACGCGCAAAAGGCGCAAGAAGACAGAGAGUGAGAAGAAGAGGAAACUGACUCGCCCCAUCGGCGUCUUCUGCAUGGACGUCGACUCCGAAGACGACUCCAACUUGAGCUGGUCGCCCGUCAGGAAGACGCCGGGUCGCGCCGCGACUGCGAAGGGCAAGCCAUCUGCCGCGGGCGCAGCGGCUGCAGCCUCAGCGACGACGGCCUCUGGCUCGGGAGGCCCUUCGGCCGAGGGUGGCGGGCCAGAGGGCCCGGGCGGCGAUGGCCCAGGCGACGGCGACGAAGAGGGCGGUGGCGAUGAAGGCGCGAAGGCUGGUCGCGGCAGGAGGGCGAUCUCGCUUCAAGACAAGACGACGGAGCUCUGGAACGAGUUCAAUGGCCCGGGCACCCCCAUCAACAUGUGGGGCAGCCAGCAGGAGGUAAAGAUUCGGCAGGUGACUCGCUGGGCGAACUCUGCCCGUACCAAGGCCACCCAGGUGAAGACGCAGACUGCCAGGGACGCCGUCGAGGUCCUUGGCAAAAGGCUCAACGUGAUCGAUGCGGGGUUGAAGGCAUGGAAGAGCAGGCCCGCGAACCAUUUCCAAGCGGUCAACCUCUUCGAGGGGAAGUGGGCUCAGAUGGCCCACUUCGCGGCAGCCCAGCCCACGAUCGAGGUCACUUCCCAGUGCCUGUGGGACCUCCGCAUCAAU
Molecule: messenger RNA, 855 nt
Organism: Prorocentrum cordatum
Lineage: Eukaryota; Dinophyceae; Prorocentrales; Prorocentraceae
Source: the annotation of a GenBank genome assembly